CUGAUUUUUAAGGAAGUGAGCACUCAUAAGCAGAAGAGUGUUUGUUUCUCUCAGCAGAGGAGAGUGUAUCCAGCAUCAGGCAGCAUGAAAGUCCUCGUCCUGUUUGUGUGCCUGUCAGUGGGCUGCCUUGCUCAGAGACCACGACAAUGCAUGUCCCCACCACUGCUGACUGGAAGCCUCUCUGUGUCGACCCAAAGUGAGAAGCUGACGGCCUAUGCCAAGUACAGCUAUGAUGCACUGGGAAAGCGCAUCCGCCUCCAAGAGUUAGGAUCUUAUGAAAAUCACACCUUCUACAUUGAUGCACUGCUACUCUACAAUCAGGGUGUCAUGUACAAGAUCAACUACAAGAACCACACAUGUUGCAAGAAGCCACUGAGUGUAGACUUCCAUCCGCUGGCGAUACCGCGGGAUGCUUCCCUGCUUGGCCAGGUUAUAUUGGGUGCCUCAUCUGGCCCAGGGCAAGGUGUCCUGGUCAACACCUGGGCAGGAGAGGUCCAGAUGAAGAAGAAAGGAACAGCCAAAUACAUGAGCACUGUCACUGAGUUUGGAUGUGUUCCUGUCAGCACUCUGCUUCACACCAACAAAAGUGGAUGGGUCGUGACCAGCUUCUUCAACAACGUAAUCGGACUUGUGGACCCACAACAGCUCAUCCCUCCGCCUUUCUGUAAGGGCGCCCAACUGGAGGAAGCGGAUGGAGAGGAUCCUGUGACCUUUUUCAGCUUGUUUUAGAACAAGCUGUUUUAUAGUGCACUAUGAUGAUGAAUAAUGACUCUUUGCACUUGUAUUACUACUCUCUUAAAGUUCCUGAUUUACCAGCAUUUAUGGGUGAAAUGCAUGCCAUUAUCCAAUCAGUAUCACUUGCUGCAAUGCUUCAAGUUUAUUAUUCUUUCAUUUGUGGGUGGAUGUGUGAAACUAAAUAGAUGGAGUUUCCCUUUACAUUAGGAAACACACUCAAUUUGUUAAAUAUCUUUUAACUCAUUUACAUAAUACCAGUAAUCAUGAUUUUUAAAAAGUGAAUUCUAAGAAAUCCUGUACUGCAGCCACACAGGGUCAUAUUUCCCAGAUGUGGCUGUAAAUUAUAAGUUACACUAUAUGGACUUCUAAAUCACUCAUUAUAUCUCUCUGUUACAGCUGCUGAUGUCCUUAUGUUUGUUUCUGUGUAUGCUAGUUUGCAAUGGAAUUAAAAUUGAAGUUUAAAAUGUU
Molecule: messenger RNA, 1203 nt
Organism: Scomber japonicus (chub mackerel)
Lineage: Eukaryota; Metazoa; Chordata; Actinopteri; Scombriformes; Scombridae
Product: ependymin-2-like
Exons: 6
Coding region: 85-729 (214 amino acids)
Biological process (GO): cell-matrix adhesion
Cellular component (GO): extracellular region; lysosome
Molecular function (GO): calcium ion binding
Source: RefSeq, a predicted model, not a curated record